Molecule: messenger RNA, 930 nt
Organism: Cajanus cajan (pigeon pea)
Lineage: Eukaryota; Viridiplantae; Streptophyta; Magnoliopsida; Fabales; Fabaceae
Product: PLASMODESMATA CALLOSE-BINDING PROTEIN 5
Source: RefSeq, a predicted model, not a curated record
GAAGUUGCAGUGUACUCGUCACCGUUUCAAUCACACAAUCAAACAUUCUCUUUCUCCGUCUCUCUUCGAUUUCGCUCCUCAAACGCCGGUAACGGUCACAUUUUCAAUAACUCUUCCUCAGUCCUAACUCCUAACCCAACCCAUUUCUCUCUCUUCUUCUUCCUCACUCUCCUACCACUUCCCCGCAAUGCCCGCAACCAAAAGCUUCGUUUUUUCGCUCCUCCUCCUUCUGGGCCUCUCGCCGUUCCGCGGCGGCGCCGACGGCGGCGCUCCGCCGCAGGAGCUGUGGUGCGUGGCGAAGAACAACGCGGAGGACGCGGCGCUGCAGGCCGCGCUAGACUGGGCCUGCGGGCCCGGCGGGGCCGACUGCGGCCCAAUCCAGCCCGGUGAGCCCUGCUACGACCCAAACAGCGUGCUGAAUACGGCGUCGUUUGCCUUCAACGACUAUUUCAUCAAACAUGGCAUGUCAGACGAUAGCUGCAACUUCAACAAUAAUGCUGCUGUCACUUCCUUGAACCCUAGUCACGAUGAUUGCAAGUUCCCCCCCGGUAUGUCUGGGAGCAAUGGCGGUUUUUCUGGAUCAACAUCAUCUUCUUCUUCUUCUUCUUCUGUUGGAUUGGGACCAAGUGGAUUUCAGUGGGGGCACUAGAGUUUCAUGGGGAUGGUGGUGGUUUUGGUCUUUUAGUGUAAUGGGGCAUUUGGUGCUUAUGGUUUCUGUUUUUGGAUGAUUGGUGGUGUGGAACUGAAAAUAGUCCCUUUUGAUUUGAUGAGGGAAUGAAAAAGAAAAACUUUUCCUUUCAACUAGAUCGAAAUACUAUGAUAUGAUGGUCUUUGUUAGUGUUAUGUUAUGGAACAUAAAUCGUUAAUUCCUGAAUACCAUGUCAUCGUAAUCUAAUAUAAAUACAGAAAAAAAUAAUGAAAGGCAAUGCA